AUGGCUACUAUUAUUGAUCAGAAAGUCAAGAUCGAGUUCGUGGAGGAUGUGGAGCCGCAACCUGUCAAGGAUGGCGAGGUGCUCGUCGAUGCGGCUGGGGAGAUUCAGCGGUUGCCCGUUCCUAGUGCCGAUCCCAAUGAUCCUCUCAACUUCACCUUGUGGGAGAAGACAGGCGUGAUUGUCAGUUGCUGCUGGUUCUCGAUCAUGUCUCUCUCCGUUGUCGGUGGUCUGGGAUCUAUCUUGGGUAUCUUCUUUGGGUUGUAUAUGCCGCAGGGUUAUAGUACGACUCAGGUUGUUUGGUUAGGAACGUUUCCUUCGUUAUUUGUUGGUGUUGGAAAUUAUCUUAUUCUUCCCUUGGGUCUGGUGUACGGUCGUCGACCUACUGCCAUUGGGUCAAUUGUGGUCCUUUUUGUUGCGACGAUUGGAUGUGCUGUGUCACAGACUUUUGAGCAGCAUCUUGGUCUGCGAUGUCUCCAAGGGUUGGCAACCGGUGCUACAGAGUCGCUUCUUCCCCUGAUGCUCUCGGAGGUGACCUUUGUCCACCAGCGUGGCCUUGUCUUCGGUGUCUACUGGGCAACCCAGAAUGUGGUGACCAGCUGUCUGAACAUCGCGUCUUCCUAUGAAGCUGCCGCUCUGGGCUGGCGCUGGUUCUACUGGGUUUACGUAAUGGCCGUCGGUGUCGGCCUUUUCAUUGUCAUCUUCAGCUGCUUUGAGACACGCUACCAGCGGCGCGCACAGCUUGUCAAUGGCCAGGUUAUCGUAACUGAUCAGUUCGGCGUCACCCAGAUUCUGACAGGUCAGCAAGCUCAGGAGUACCUGCUGGCUCUCGAAGCCGAGGAGCAGGAAAUCCCAGACGAGGCCCGACCCAAGAAGACAUACAUGGAGAUGCUCGCCCCGUGGCAGAAGCCAUCAAAGCACCCUGUGAAGACCAUUUUGAUGGCCUGGUUCCACAUGUUCGAAGCCUUCAGCUCCCCCGGAAUCCUGUACGCGACCGUGUUGUCUGCUGUGGUGCUGGGGUGCAGUGUCGGCAUGUCCUUGACUUACGACACCGUGCUGCAGGAGAACUAUGGCUGGGCUGCCAAGAAUGUUGGUUUGAUCAACCUGGGCGGUGUCUUUGGUGGCUUUGGAGGCAUGCUCUACGCUGGUAUCUUUGGUGAUUGGUUUAUUCUGCGCCUGGCCAAGCGCGCUAAUGGCGUCCACACGCCCGAGCAUCGCCUGGUUCUGCUGAUCUUUCCCGGUAUCCUGACGGUCGUUUCGCUUCUCCUGUAUGGGUUCACCGCUAAUGGCAAUGCCACCUGGGGUGGGCCGUACAUGGGAUGGACACUGUUGCAGGUCGCGUUCGUCUCGGUGCUCAUUUUGUCCACUUCUUUUGCUGCCGAGGCGUGGGAGAGGAACCCUGGUCCUGCCCUUGUGGCAGUUGUUGGCACAAAGAACGUCAUCGCGUUUGGUAUCAGCUAUGGCUUGAACCCAAUGGUUUCCAAGUACAGCUACCCAGUCGCGAUGGGAAUUCUGACUGCCGUUGCUGGGGGAAUUUUCCUCUUGGGAGUCCCCGUCUAUUUCUUCAAUCCUGCGUGGCGCCGCUACAUGCAACGACGUGAAGCCAAGAACUAA
This is a messenger RNA of Penicillium daleae, 1611 nucleotides long. RefSeq lists its product as uncharacterized. Gene Ontology annotation, biological process: transmembrane transport. Bases 1 to 1611 code for a protein of 536 amino acids. The record is from RefSeq and is a predicted model, not a curated record. Gene Ontology annotation, molecular function: transmembrane transporter activity. Lineage: Eukaryota; Fungi; Ascomycota; Eurotiomycetes; Eurotiales; Aspergillaceae. The transcript is spliced from 4 exons.